AUGGACGAACAGUCUGACGGGAAGCUCUUCGUGGAGCCAUUUUUGGACCUCUUCUUAGAUCAACAUCGUACGCAUACGUUCGACUUGUUCCUGCUCAACGUUGUGGAUACUCCCAAGGCAUGGGUGUUCGAUAAGGGCUGCCAGGUCUGGGCAACUGCUGAUGGGGAUAUCGCCGCAGGAUCGUCCGA
This is a messenger RNA of Perkinsus marinus ATCC 50983, 188 nucleotides long. RefSeq lists its product as hypothetical. Lineage: Eukaryota; Perkinsozoa; Perkinsida; Perkinsidae. The annotation marks the transcript as partial. The record is from RefSeq and is a predicted model, not a curated record. The transcript has 2 exons.